This is a messenger RNA of Danio aesculapii, 3702 nucleotides long. It is a transcript of the gene abi3bpa, whose product is annotated as target of Nesh-SH3. Gene Ontology annotation, molecular function: protein binding. The coding region runs from base 164 to 3364 and encodes 1066 amino acids. The record is from RefSeq and is a predicted model, not a curated record. NCBI's taxonomy places the organism in Eukaryota, Metazoa, Chordata, Actinopteri, Cypriniformes, Danionidae. Gene Ontology annotation, biological process: positive regulation of cell-substrate adhesion; extracellular matrix organization. The transcript has 22 exons.
GUCAUACAAUCACGCACACCCAUUUCCAAACACAAAAUCAUUCUCUCUCACAAAGCGUUCACUGACACCUGAUCUGAGGUCACCUUAAAGGACAAGGAGAAAACCGAUGAUUUCAGACAGAACAACUGUAGGAGCUCAGAGAGAAGAGUUUUGAGUGGACUAUAUGAACUCUGUAUUGUUUUCUUCCAGAAAAGGGGACAACAUGCAGGUUUUCCUCCUCCUCCUCUUCCUCAGCAAGAUCUUUCUGCUCAGACUGACCUCCGCAACCACACUUAAAGUGCCAACACAAAACAUGAGGGUGCGGAUCAGCGCUGUUGGAGACACCGUUGUGUUCAAGUUCAUCAGGCCUCAUGUGGACUCCACACUGCGAGGGUAUAUCCUGGGGUAUGGCAGCAGCAUGUUCUCCAAACAAUUCAUCCAGCUGCCAGAGGACGGACAACCUUAUGAGACUGAGAUAGAUGCUGAACCCAAAUAUCUGCUCGCGAUACAGUCAAAUAAACCAGAAGAACCUAAGAAGCAGUGUGCAGGGAAAGUGGACCUAGAGGUGCCCUUAAACGUGGUGAUCGGUUCAGUAACAGAGUCGUCUGUGCUGCUGUCCUGGGGGACACUGUUGACCAGCCCCUUCACAGAUUCCAUUGUGGAUGACUGUUUCGAUGAGGGACAUUUCACAGUGCGCUACAGAGAACAAGAGCCCAGCAAUACCUGGAACUAUCAAACCUGUCCAUCCUCCAGCACAGUCAUCGACAACCUCAAACCAGAUGCACUGUAUGAAUUUGGGGUUCGAGCAGAAACUGACAGCAAAUGUGGAGCCUGGAGUCCACCUGUCAUCCAUAACACAGAUGAUCAAAUAAUAAGGCCAUUUAAAGAACUGAACCAGGCAAAGCCCAAAAAGCCAAUCUUGGCAGACCAAAAGCCAUUCUUGCCUCCAGUGCCACUCUUAAACAACAUUACCAGAGCAGCCCCUCUUCUUGAACUUCCAAAGCCAUGGAAAAAUCCUGUUUCCACGCCAGAGACAACAAGCACAGUUCAAUCUCAAAGCCCCACCAAUGACCCUAGCACAACCCAACCAGAUCUUUUCACAGAUCAGCAUACAAGCACAACACCACAGCAACCAGCAACAAUUCAACCACAACCUUCCACAACCCAGCAACAAACCAGCACAACUCCACCUACAACCCAAGAAUAUAUCAAAACACAGAUUUCAACUAAAGACCCACCAUAUACAACCAAACAACAGUUUAGUGAAACAACAACUCCUAUUUUAACAACUUCUCCAAUUCCAACUACAACCAAACCACAACACACCACAACUAAGGAGCCAGACACCACAACUCAGGAGAACCUCUAUACAAGAAAAACCCAGCCUAGAAACAAGAUGCAACGAUUGAGACCCUUCCGUUUCAGAGGCACGUCUAAACACCAAACCACUCACACUUACCCUCUGCCAAAAACCACUUCUUACUACCAGUCAAGCACAGUUAUGCUUUCUGAAAACACCAAACCACCAACAACCACGCAGAGCUGGUCCACAAACAGCUUUUCCGUGACAGACACAGCUUUGAUCUCCACCACUACUUUAACAAACAUUCAGGAUGACAUAACAUCACAACAGACUACUGAUGUUAGCAGACAACCAGUAUUUAGCACUACUGCAUCCACCUAUACAAAAUAUAUGAUAUUCCAUAUUCCCACAACUGAAGAUCCUCCUCUUAACAAGAGUGUACAGGAACUGACUCGGCAACCUGUAUAUCUACCCAUAACGUUUGGGUACAAUCCCCAAUCCAGUACUACAACACAGCAGUCCAACACCCCAAAACAGCAAGCUAGCACUGCUAAAUUCAUCCUAAAACAGCACAUCCUGGAUGAAAGUCAAUCACAUAACCCUGAAGAAUGGUUGCCAGGUACCCAAAAACCACAAUUAAACCAAACAGCUUUCAUCAAAUUUGAUGCCAUUCAAAACUCACCUGUGACGGAGAAGGUAACCGUGAGGACAAGUCAACAAGGUCAACCAACCGCUAGUUCCCAGCAAAAGGACAAACGGGUACUGUCACAGCCAACACUUACAAACGAGGUGGCCGGUAGGAAUAAGGGCAGAGGUAUCUUCCGCAACUCUUCUUCUGUGUCCUAUCCAUUGGCAAGAAAUGUUACACAAAGACUGAGGCCUCUCUCCACAAACCAUCUCAAGCUGCCUCCUGUGCCUCGUAACUCAAUUCCCAACAAGAAAAGGGGGCCUCAUGGUGAGGGUCAUAUAGGCCUUCAUGGAAACAAGCCUAGAAAACAACCUGUGAAGCCAAAGCUAAACCAGGUCUCAGACACCAAAGAAAAGGAAAUCAUCACUGACCUAAAGCAGAUAGACCCAGUUCCAGAGUUGAAACCCCUACCUCCUCCCACAACUGAAAAACCAGCCAACCAGGAAUUGUCACCAACAAUAACACCACAGUCUGCUUUUGAAGGCAGUCGUUUUGACACUGGUGAUAACUCCUCUGUGUACAGUAAUUAUCCCCGAUUAGAAUUGGAUUCAACAGGGAAAAAACGUUUUGUAGCGCCUCACGUGGUCUACAGGACCGACAAGCGUCCAGAGGAGCCGUGCUCUGUCACAAACUCUCUCAGCUUCUUUCCUGAUGAGGAGGUGGGAUACCUGAACGUCACCGGUCCACCCAAGACCCCCCCAUCCAACCUCACUGUGGUCACAGUGGAAGGAUGUUCCUCUUUUGUCAUCCUGGACUGGGACAAAACAGAUAACGAGACCACAGAAUAUGAGGUAGUUUCCUCCACCAAGGGUCCGCAUGGAGAGGAGGUCUCCAUCCAGACAACAAAUCAAACACACACAGCUGUGGAAAACCUGAAACCCGAGAGCAGUUAUGAAUUCAAAGUUACGCCCAAGAACGAGCUGGGUUCAGGCCCGUCCAGUGAUCCGGUCAGCUUCAGUACAGAGUCCGCUGAUCCUCGUGUAAGUGAGAAAACCAGUAAGAAUGCCAUCUGGUCAUCAUUUCCAUUCAAAGCAGACUCAUACACCGAGUGCAAUGGCCGGCAGUUCAUUAAGAGGACCUGGUACCGCAAGUUUGUGGGCAUCCAGCUGUGCAACUCUCUCAGAUACAAGAUCUACCUGAGCGACUCUCUAAAUGGAAAGUUCUACAGCAUUGGAGACCAGACCGGCUUUGGAGAAGAUCACUGCCAGUUUGUUGACUCGUUCCUGGAUGGGAGAACCGGAGGUCCUCUUUCUCCAGACCAGUUACCAGCCAAAAAAGGUUUUUACCGGGCCAUGCGUCAAGAACCUGUCCAGUUUGGGGAGAUGGGAGGAAACUCCAUGAUCAACUACGUGGCCUGGUACGAGUGCGGGAUACCCAUUCCUGGAAAAUGGUAGAUUCCCGAGACCCGAUGAAAUAAGAACUUCGGUUAGCAUGGGGGACGCGGCUUUAUGAUGUGAUGAUUGUGUACAGAGAAUGACUUCUUUAAAGAAUGUAUCUAUAUUUUUGUGGUUACCGGGCACAUAUUUAUAUGCUGAAGCAGCGCAGCAAAUGUAGAGAGAGCUGAAUGAAUGUUAGCAUAGUGUUGAGAAUAUAGGGAAGCGGGCUCCCUAACGGCUAAAUCAAUGUGUAUAUUAUUUAUCGAAAUAUUGAAUAUGUCACUAAAACGAAAGGCAUUAGUUGGAUAUUUACGUGUUAUAUUCUCUGCAAUAAAUGGUAGAUCCACAUAGAGGAA